CUUGAUAGCUCAAUGAUGUUGCGACUCCAUGAACAGAAAAAUGUGAUUGAAAUGUGGGCCAACCAGAUCCAAACUAGUUCGUUCAGUAAACUUGAAAUACUGAAGGUUGGAUCUUGCAACAAUUUGAGACAAGUAUUCUAUCUUUCCGCGGCUAGGGCUCUCAUGCACCUCCAAUACUUGGAAAUAGGAAAUUGCCUGGCAAUGGAAGAAGUAGUUGUAAAGGAAGAAAAAAAAGUAGUCAUGAAGGAAGAAAAUGAAGCAGAGGACGAACGGAGGAUGAAUGAAAUUUUGUUCCCUCAAUUGGGACAUUUGGAACUUGACAAUCUACCCAAGCUAUGGAGUUUUUUUCAA
Messenger RNA from Ilex paraguariensis (yerba mate), 351 nucleotides. The record is from the annotation of a GenBank genome assembly. NCBI's taxonomy places the organism in Eukaryota, Viridiplantae, Streptophyta, Magnoliopsida, Aquifoliales, Aquifoliaceae.